Aphidius gifuensis is the source of this 901-nucleotide messenger RNA. RefSeq names its product purine nucleoside phosphorylase-like. Gene Ontology annotation, cellular component: cytoplasm. Lineage: Eukaryota; Metazoa; Arthropoda; Insecta; Hymenoptera; Braconidae. Bases 1 to 639 code for a protein of 212 amino acids. The record is from RefSeq and is a predicted model, not a curated record. Gene Ontology annotation, molecular function: purine-nucleoside phosphorylase activity. Gene Ontology annotation, biological process: nucleoside metabolic process. The transcript is spliced from 5 exons.
AUGAAUUAUAAUUUCGAAAUGAUUCAAGAGUCAGCAAAUUAUCUAUUAAAUCGAGUUAAAAUAAAUCCGAAAAUUGGAUUGAUUUGUGGUUCUGGAUUGGGUACAAUUGCUGAUUAUUUGAGUGAAAAGAAAAUUUUUCCAUAUAAAGAAAUACCAUAUUUUCCGGAGUCAACUGUACCAGGUCAUUCGGGUGAAUUAAUAUUUGGAUAUCUUCAAGGUGUGGCUGUGAUGUGUAUGAAAGGAAGAUUUCACUUAAAAGAAUAUUUAAAUAAAACUUAUGAUCAAGAAUUAAUAAAAGUUGGUGAUGAAAUUGCUAAAGAAAUGGGUAUUGAUGAUAGAGUUCAUACUGGCAUAUUAACUUGCAUUGGUGGACCAAAUUUUGAGACACCAGCUGAGCUUAGAAUGAUGAGAAUUUUUGGCAUUGAUGCUGUUGGUAUGUCAAUUGUUCAUGAAGCAAUAGCAGCACGUCACUGUGGCAUGACUGUAUUUGCAUUUAGUUUUAUAUCAAAUAUUUGUAUUUGUGAUUAUGAAACUAAUGACGAAGCAGAUCAUCAAGAAGUAUUGGAUGCUGGAAAAAAAAGAGACUCAGAACUUCAAGAAUUUAUUGGGAAAAUUGCAAAUUUUAUUAACAAACAAUAAUAUAUAAUAUUAUCAAUUAAUGAAUUAUUGUUUAUAAAAAUAUGGAAGUAUAUUUAAAGGUGCUGAAUAAUCUUUCAGCCAUACUGGACCAGUUAUAUUUUCAUUGGUAUUAGCAUCCUUCCAAAUACCUUUUGGUAAAUAAAUAUCUCGUUCAACUGAAUUGGAUUCAACAACUGGAGCAAUAAGAACUUUUUCACCCAGUAGAAAUUCUAUAAAAUAAAAAAAAAAAAAAAAUUAAUAUAACAAAAAAAGGAUUGUUAAU